Molecule: messenger RNA, 2943 nt
Organism: Miniopterus natalensis
Lineage: Eukaryota; Metazoa; Chordata; Mammalia; Chiroptera; Miniopteridae
Gene: FIGNL1
Product: fidgetin like 1
Molecular function (GO): ATP binding; ATP hydrolysis activity; microtubule severing ATPase activity
Source: RefSeq, a predicted model, not a curated record
AACUCGGCCUCCAGGAAUCCCAGGGCCGCGGGGGGCACGGGGAUGUCCACAGGAAAGGAAAGUUUGUGACACACCUGUUCCAAGUCACCUGCCUCCAACCUCCUGUUUCCAGCGCUGCACAGAAGAGAUCAAAGGACGUUAAAAUGGUGUAGCAAGAAGAGGGAUGGUCGGGAGACGGCAGAUGAAACUGAAGAUUCAGCGACAGUAAGAGGCUCACUUGAGAUUGUUCACCUGCUUUUUUUUGGAGACCAUACUGAACCCCGGGCUUGAGCCUGUAAAAUGCAGGCCUCGGGCUCCAGGUCUGUGCACCUAAGCGAGUGGCAGAAGAACUACUUUACAACUACAUCUGGUACGUGCACAGCGGGGCAGAAGGCAGACGCUUACCGGGCACAGAUCCUGCGCAUCCAGUACGCGUGGGCGAACUCCGAGAUCUCCCAGGUCUGUGCUGCCAAACUGUUCAAGAAGUAUGCUGAGAAAUACUCUGCAGUUAUCGAUUCUGACAAUGUUGAAACUGGCCUGAAUAACUAUGCAGAACACGUUUUACCUUUAGCAGGUGCUCAGCAAGCUGACAGUGACAAGUGGCAGUCUGGGCUGUCCAUAGAUAACGUUUUCCAGAUGAGGGGUGUACAGGAGAUGAUGCGGGCUGGCGAGAAGUUCCGAGGCUCCCUGUUGUCCCCUGCUGAUGCCAUGGUAGUGAUCCAUAAAGGGGCCGUGGUCCCCGAUCCUCCAAAAUUCAGCUUUUGUUGUUCUAGGGAGAGUGACCCAUUGACUAAGCCAGCUCCCAGUACAGGCCGGGCCCCGGACAUCCCAGAGAGCGGUCCGUUGGGCCCUCACAAUGCCCAGCCACCAGUGGCCACUAACACCCCAAAGACGUGUCCCACGUACUCGACACCAUUUGGUGACUUAGCCACACCGUUGUUUGGAACUGUCAGAAAGGAAAAUGGCAGCUCUCCUAAAUCCAGCACGGGACUGAAUAUGUUCUUACCCCAUCCGUCCCGUUUCCCUUCCUUCAGUGACAGGAGCCCAUUGUACAGCUCUGGCCCCACCAAUGCCCUUUCUGCCCCGACUCUGAAUAAGGCUCUUGGUAAAACAGAAGGUAAUGGCCACCGAGAGGAAAGCAGCCUACCCACCUUUAAAACUGCCAAGGAACAAUUGUGGGUAGAGCAGCAGAAAAAGCACCAGCAGCCCGCACGUGCGUCAGUGUCUUCCUACGGCGGCGUGAAGAAGUCCCUGGGGGCCAGUCGAUCCCGAGGGAUUUUUGGGAAGUUUGUCCCUCCUGUCCCUAAGCCAGAUGUGGGGGACGCGAGUGGGAGGGUGCAGCAUGAGCCGGACGGGGCUGUACCCCCAGAAGCAGCACACCCAGUUGACGAGCGUCUGAAGAGCUUGGAGCCAAAAAUGAUCGAGCUGAUCAUGAGUGAGAUCAUGGACCAUGGGCCCCCAGUAAACUGGGAGGACAUUGCAGGGGUGGAAUUCGCCAAGGCCACGAUAAAGGAGAUCGUUGUGUGGCCCAUGAUGAGGCCAGACAUCUUCACCGGUUUGCGAGGCCCACCGAAGGGAAUUCUGCUCUUCGGUCCCCCUGGGACGGGGAAAACCCUGAUUGGCAAGUGCAUCGCUAGUCAGUCUGGGGCGACCUUCUUCAGCAUCUCUGCCUCCUCCUUGACCUCCAAGUGGGUGGGCGAGGGGGAGAAGAUGGUCCGGGCGCUGUUUGCAGUGGCCAGGUGCCAGCAGCCGGCUGUGAUAUUCAUUGAUGAAAUCGACUCCCUGUUAUCCCAGCGGGCGGAUGGUGAGCACGAGUCUUCUAGGAGGAUCAAGACCGAGUUCCUGGUCCAGUUGGAUGGAGCCACCACAUCUUCAGAAGAUCGUAUUCUCGUUGUGGGAGCAACCAAUCGGCCACAGGAGAUCGACGAGGCUGCCCGGAGGAGGCUGGUGAAAAGGCUGUACAUACCCCUCCCAGAGGCCUCCGCCCGGAGGCAGAUCGUGACUAACCUGAUGUCCAAGGAGCAGUGCCUCCUCCGUGAGGAGGACCUGGAGCUGGUUGUGCAGCAUUCGGAAGGGUUCUCAGGGGCUGACGUGACACAGCUGUGCAGAGAGGCAUCCCUGGGCCCCAUCCGCAGCCUACAGGCCACCGACAUCGCCACGAUAACCGCCGACCAAGUCCCACCCAUAACGUACGUUGACUUUGAAAACGCGUUCAGAACCGUGCGGCCCAGCGUGUCCCCGAAAGAUCUAGAGCUUUAUGAAAACUGGAACAGAACUUUUGGUUGUGGAAAGUGAACGGGACCCUUCCAGUUGAGAGAGGGCACCUCUGUGGUGCAUCCCCGUUCUGAGCGCAGGAACAGGGGGCGUCAUUUGCGUGCUGGGGGCGGGUGUUCUGAAUCUGAUGCCGCAGGUGAGAGAGAAUAACAACAACUCUGAUGUUACAGCCGACGGACAGCCCGUGUCGAUAGAAGCUGGGUUUUCUCCCAGUGAUUCCCUGGUGUGUACACCUGUUCAUACCCGAUAUGAAGGGGCCUUUUUGUUUUGUUUCUAAUGGGCCUCUCUUCAGGAUGUGCAGUGGGAUGAACAGUGAGCUCAGAUUGAAACUCUUACGUCUUACUUGUGUGUGAGGGUGUGUGAUUUAAGUACGUCUGUCAUUGCUAGCGUAGUGGUUUACGAUUGAGACAGGGCAUUGCUUACUGUUGUUUACAAUUUAAGGUCUCACCAAACACUGGAAGGAAAGGGCCAGUUUUUACUUCGGUUUGUAACCUCUCACUGUUUUCUCUUAGCAGGACCAGCUAAUAAAACAUGUUCAGAAAGCACAGUGUAGUCUAGUGUCAGAUGUACCACAGAACUGAAAGGCGAGGAUUGGGUUUCUGGGGGCAGGUGAUGUCUAACAUUGUAUUUAACACCAGGUGAGAGCCUGAAGUAUCGGUGUCUUUCAGAAGUAAAUGUGGAUGUCUGUGA